This is a messenger RNA of Aphidius gifuensis, 2220 nucleotides long. Its product is annotated as leucine-rich repeat-containing protein 15-like. The transcript has 4 exons. Gene Ontology annotation, molecular function: protein binding. The record is from RefSeq and is a predicted model, not a curated record. Bases 1 to 2220 code for a protein of 739 amino acids. Gene Ontology annotation, cellular component: extracellular matrix. Lineage: Eukaryota; Metazoa; Arthropoda; Insecta; Hymenoptera; Braconidae.
AUGGUUGCUAAUGUUACACAAACUCAUGGAUUAAAGCAUGCUGAUGGUAGUACAAGUGCUAAUGUUAUACCAGUACCAUCAGAUAAACCAAUUGAUCUCAAUGACGACAAAGAGCCUUUACCAAAAAAACCAAAAUUAAAAAAAAAAAAUAAUUGGGGACGUGGUUUUAGCUCAAAUGGUAUAUUUAUAAAAGGACUUAAUUCUUUUGUCAAAGAUAGUUUAAUAUCUGUAAGUUUUGAUAAUUUGGGAGGAGCAAAAAUAAUUUGUAUGAAUGAAUCUUUCGUAGCCACGUAUUCUUGUAGAAUUUGUAAAAUAACUAUUAAAGAAGCUAGAAAAAGUGUUUCAUUAAAUGAAAUUAUGGACACAAGUAUUAUAAGUUCAAGUAUUAAAAGCCAUAAUAAAUACUUUUGUAACCAAGAGUCACCUUAUUAUGAUCCGGACAUUUAUGAGUCACUGUGUAAUAAUGAUGUAAAAUAUGAAAUGAACAUUGAUGGUAAAGCGUUAACUAUUCUUCCAAAAGAUUUAUUCUAUGGUCUCGAGAAUCUUCAACUUGAGAAUUUAGAUAUCAGCUGUAACAAGCUGACGACACUUGAAAAAGAUAUUUUCAAUGCUCUAGAAAAUCUUCGUAGACUACGAAUAAACUCCAAUGAACUAAAAUAUUUAGAGCCGAGUAUUUUCUAUGAGUUAUUACAACUUAAGGAACUUGACCUCAGCAAAAACAAACUGGUAACUUUAUCAAAAGAUAUAUUUAAUGGCCUACAAGAUCUAUGUCGUCUACGUUUAAAUUCAAACCAACUGAGUUACCUUGAGCCAGGUAUUUUCGAUGAUUUAUUGAACCUAAAUGAUCUUGAUGUCAGUGAAAACGACCUCACAACAUUAUCAAAAGAUGUAUUCAGUAGUUUAAAAGAGCUUCAUCAUCUUAAUUUAUAUUCGAAUAAACUGAAUAAUCUUGAGUCAGGUUGUUUCAAUGGCUUAUCACAACUUCUCGAGCUUGAUAUAAGCAAAAACAAUUUGAUAAAUUUGUCCAGAGAUGUAUUAAAUAGUCUUGAAAAUCUUAAGAACUUAGAUUUAAAUUCAAACACUUUAAGCAAUCUUGAGUCAGAUGUUUUCGGUAAUUUGUCAAAACUUGAAAAGCUUAAUAUCCGCAAUAACAGUUUGACAACAUUAUCGACAAAUAUAUUCAAUGGUCUCGAUAAUCUUUGUUACCUACAUUUACAAUCGAACAAACUAGAUAAUCUUGAGUCAGGUAUUUUUAAUGAUUUAUCGGAACUCAAGGAACUUUAUAUCAAUGAAAACAAAUUGACAACUUUAUCAAAAGAUAUAUUCAAUGAUGUACAAAAGCUCCGUAUACUAUAUUUAAAAUCGAAUGAACUACAGAACGUUGAGUCAGGUUGUUUCAAUGAUUUAUUACAACUUCAUACACUUAAUAUUAGCGGAAACAAACUGACAACUUUAUCAAAAGAUAUAUUCAAUGAUCUACAAAAACUCUGUAUACUAAAUUUAAAUUCAAAUGAUCUACAAAACCUUGAGUCAGGUUGUUUCAAUAAUUUAUCAAAACUUCAUAUACUUAAUAUUAGCGAAAACAAAUUGGCAACUUUAGCAAAAGAUAUAUUCAACGAUCUACAAAAUCUCUGCAUCCUACAUUUAAAUUCAAAUAAACUACAUAACCUUGAAUCAGGUAUUUUCAAUAAUUUAUUACAACUUCAGGAACUUAAUCUUAGUGGAAACAAACUGGUAACUUUACCAAACGAUAUAUUUAACGGUCUACAAGAUGUAUGUGUUAAACGUUUAAAUUCAAAGCAACCGAUCGGUUGUCAAUGUCAAUGUCAAUCGAUUGACAUUGAGUCAGAUUUAAUAAAAAAAAUGGGACCUUUAAUAUUUUACGAUACAGCAAGAUUUGAAAGCAAACACCAAACAUUAAAGAAUAUAACAUCAUCGACUAAAAACCGUAUUAAUCCUCCAUUAACAAUAACACGUAAAUAUUCGAUUCAACUGUCACAAGAAUUCCAAGCUCAAACACAUUUUUCUGAUAGAUUAACAUGGGGUCCAACAAUACAUGAAAAUUUGACUCAAUCGGAGAAAUUCAAUAUGUUAAAACAAUUUAUAUCACCUGAAGACGCCAACAAAACAUUUUUAACCAAAUGGGUUAAUAUACAUGGUGCUUACUAUGAAAAAGGUUUAUGUAUUGACUUGAAAGAUAUUGCGAAGAAGAGGAUAUAG